Molecule: messenger RNA, 1836 nt
Organism: Naegleria fowleri
Lineage: Eukaryota; Heterolobosea; Eutetramitea; Acrasida; Naegleriidae
Exons: 1
Coding region: 1-1836 (611 amino acids)
Source: RefSeq, a predicted model, not a curated record
AUGUCUGAAUUAUCUCCAAAUCAUGAAAAUGCAAACCACGGAGAGGAGGGUUUUGAUGUAUUUCAUUACUCUGACGAUGAAGAACAUGAACAUGACGGUGAUGUAGAGGAACAAAAGGAAUCAUCAUCACCUUCAAACUUGAUCAAAAACAAUCAGAGACCUCCCUCAAAUAAGAGUUCCAAAAUUCUUCCUCAAUUCUCAUCCCGACCACAAACCAAUUCUCAAGUAACGUAUAUGGAAAAGUUUGAAGUUGAAAAAAGCGACUACAACAAUGAGAAUGUACCUGUUGAUGAUCGAGUGAGGUUACUUGUAAAUAAUCAAAAGAAUAACCAACCAGCUUCUUCAGCAAUGAAUGAAUCGUUCGGAGAGUCCUUUGAUGAUUCUUUUCAUGAAGACAAAGAUGAGAUUGAAGAAGAGGAAAAGCCAAAUGUAGCAAGUGUAGAUACUUCGGUACAUGCUUCGGAUAGUCAGCAAGUUCAAGAUCUGAAAAAGAGAAUCAAGCACGAUGAGAAAGUCAUUGCUAAACUUAAAAAGUCAAAUCAAAAUUUAAAAGAACAACUGUUCCAAUUGAAUCAAAUUGUGGAUGAACAACUCAUACAAAAAGGAGUGGACGUUCCUAAACCAAAACCAACUGUGAAGACCGUUCUUGUGGGAAAUGAACAAGAGCUCAAAGUUCUUCGAAAGCAACAUGAAAUUGACAAGAAAACCAUUGAGAGAUUGCAAAAACAAUUAUUUAAUGAAGGAAACCCAGAAAGAAUUAAAUCUUUGGAGAAUAAGGUUAAAGAAUUAAAACAACAGUUAGAUGAAGUGAGAGAGGAAAAUAAGAGCUUAAAGGUCAUACAACGAGAACAAAGUAAGGCUUUGGAAAAUACAGGAGUUCAAGAUAAGGCAAUGGACCUCAUGAAGAACGAAUCCAAAUUUCUCAAUGCCAAAAUUGAAAAGCUGAGAGAGAAAUGCAAGGAGUUAGAAGAACUCGUCAAUCAAAAGAACAAAAUGCUAUCCGUUUAUGAACAAAAAGCGAAAAACCUUGAUACCAUUUUACGAAGAAAGAAUUUAAGCGAAGAUGGAGUUGCAAAGAUCGAUGAACUCUCCAAACAAGUGGAAGAGUUAAAUCAAACCAACGAUAAACUGUCCAAAGAGGUUGUCGUUUUGAAGAGAGCAAGAGAAACCAUUGAAAAGAAGGCCAAAAUGAUUGCCUAUCAAUCGAAACAAGAUGUGAAAAAGUUUUCUCAAGAAAAUUCAGAGUUGCGAAAUGCUUUGGAAAAGAGAGACAAGGACAUUAGAAGUCUCAACAUGACCCUUAAACAAAACAAAUUGGAGCAAUACAUGAUUAAUGUGAGUCCAAUUCCAACACCAACCAAUAGCUCCUCCUCUUCCUCAACAGCAGAUUCCAACUUGUUUUCAGCAACGCCCAACACUGUGUCGAAUGCUCCAGGAAGCUCUUCGUCCUCCAACAACACGAACAACAAGAAGAGCGCUGUGAGUAGUCCAAGUCAUCCACCAAAACAACCAAUCACCAAACCUUCAGCAACAAAGGCAAACACUACCAACACGACCACCAUACAAGAACACAAGAAGGGUGUUACCAAGAAGAAUAACAUCCAAACAUUAGGAGAAAACCGAAAAGUACCAAGUCCACAACCAAUAACCACGCAAUCCUCCAACGAUAUCAGGCAGGAACAGUCCAAUCCAACAACAGUCGAGGAAGAUGUUGGUGAUGAUCUCGAUGAUUUUGAUGAUUUUGAAAAUGAAAUGGAGGAUACAGACCAGCAAGCCGUCAUUGAACAGGACACAAAACUCAAUGAAGAUGCUAAUAUCUUCGCUCCUUCUUUUUAA